Molecule: messenger RNA, 2153 nt
Organism: Marchantia polymorpha subsp. ruderalis
Lineage: Eukaryota; Viridiplantae; Streptophyta; Marchantiopsida; Marchantiales; Marchantiaceae
Source: the annotation of a GenBank genome assembly
AGUCAUCUGCCUCUCUUGUUGUGCGCGGUGAAUUGGUUUCUCGGGAGGGAAGGUUUGGUGGCGCCUUAUCCCUCCUGGAGAGUGAUGAAUUCUGGUGUACCCGCCCAUCCUGAUGCAUAUGCUCAGGCGUAGGAUUUCAUAAAAUAUUGGAGUGACUGUUCACGUAUUCAAGAGCUUGGAAUCGCUGAAACUCCAUGUGAAGCUUAGAUCGAAAACGUUUGAUCAGAAUUGCACAUCUUCUAGAAAUACUCUUCAGUUCACUUGCAUUUUAGCGCAGAGAACUUCUGACUGCAGCUACAUAUGUGUAACUCCGAGUUCCUCCAGCUGCUCUCUUACCUGUCGAGCUCGCAAAGACCGGUUGUAAUUUCAAUGUUUCGGUUCACAAUCCCAGCAAUGCACUCCAGUUAUUACUCUGUCGCAGCUAUAGAAUUUGGAAAUUUGGGUCCAAAUUCUAGCUGGAACGUCAAUCCCAAAGAAGUCCUCUUCACCUUCAGAUUUUGAUAUUUUUCGUUCAUCGCAAGCAGGUCUAGUGACAGAUUAUCAGCUUUAGAACGACAGAAACGACUGGCUAUCAUGGCUCGAGGCAUGAUGGUACACGGAGUGAGGGUCGUCCACGAUUCAAGCCCUCUGGCCAUCAUGCAGUCGCUCGACGGAGGACUGUUAAGCUCACCAGGUCCAGUCAGUGGCUUGCAGGGAAAUGGUGGCUUAGGAUUGAAAGUUGGGUUGAUGGUCGCCGCAAUUUUCAUUGCGCUGGUUCUUUUCUUAGGUCUGUGCGAGAAGAGGAAAAAGAUCUUAGAAUUUUUGGAUCACAAGCAUGCUCGAGUGGGACCGGUACCAGAAGGAGUCGAGUUCGAAGACUUAGAACCGGCAGCACCAGCCGUCGCAGGCUCCGCUGCACAAAAUCAAGCUGUAGAUCAAGCAUAGUGAGCAAAAUGUGGCAGGACUUUGCCUGAAGCUCGCAAUGACGGUGAGUCCAACACUUGUGAAGGAAUCAGAUACCCAGGAUGUGGCCAUGGAAAAGUGGAUUUUUUCUAGAACUUGGCAAGAUUAAGUCUUAGAAUUUUGCUCAAGGUGUCCACCAUGAGCUCACAAGGAGGUGAGAUGAGCUGAAAUACGAUAUAUACGAGGCACAACAAGUAGGAAGCACAGGUUCAAGAUGGCUGCAUCUACGGCUGGAGGGUUCCAUUUGAGAAGGUGUUGGUCGUAGAAGUCAAAUUGAGCACCUGUGGACACUGAGGCUAGAUCCACACUUACGCAUAGGAAAAUUUUCUCGAUGCAGUUGCUCCAAGCCAUGUUGUAAUUCGUCACGUAACCAUGACUAGUGGAGACAUGUUCAAGCUGGAACCUCAUUUCUACUCGUUCGAAAGCUUGGCUGAGGUUGACGCACAUUAUAUCGUAGGCACUGUCAUGACACAACGGGACUUUCAAUAUCCAUGCAACAGAAGGUUCUGGUGGCACAUAACGGAGGUGGAAAUGUUGAAAGGUCACUCGAACUUUAGUAUCAAAUUUUGACAUUUUGAAUGUGGUUGGAGGGAAGGUUUUGACCGAGAGGUGCCUCGCCUGACACAAGAGGCGGCAGUGUGAUGAGUUCAAGUUCGCCAUUCUAUCUACAUAAGCUUUUUCAUCGCCACUGAAAUUGCUUUUGAGUUUUCAUCUACUGAGAAAAAUUAGGCAUUCGUGAAUUACGCCAUACAUUCAAAGGCUCUGAUAGUCCUAGGCGGGGGAGCCUUUCAAACUACAUGAGGUCUGGCGUAUAACAGAGGAGUCGAGGCUUAGAAUCAAAGAUAUGAUAGAGAACGAGAGUAUGCAGUGCUACUCUUAGUACUGCAGCAUUAAUGAAGAGACAGGCGCUCACGUAGAAGCUCUAGAAUCAGGAACGCGAGAAAGUUUGAAAUUUGCGAUGGAUCCUGCAGAAGUUUUGCAAACGUAUAUGUAGAGAAAUGUACUGCGACCUGCGCCAUAGUCAGCGCUAUCUUAGGGACAGCUUUGUAGCUGCAGAUACUACCCUAUCGUCAUAGAAGACCUCGAAAAUAAAAUAAUUUUUUUCUGGACGUGACCUUACGGGAGCGAGGAGCUCCAGUCUAAAUUAUGCACCACCUUAGCCUUUAGGAACAACCUACAGUUGCACGUUGGGCAAACUCUUAAGAAAUUUG